CCAGCAAUAUGUCUUCGGACUCCUCGCCAACGAAAUACCGGUGUCGAACGGGCACACUUUGAUACGGUAGUUUAUACCGUAUCACUUCACGGGGACCGGAUGUUCUGUGACCGAGGACUGAAAGGGACCUGUAUUUUUCAGCAUUGAGACUAGCCAUGUGAUUUGCGACCUCGGCCCUAUGGCAGCCAAUGGAUGAAUUUACUGAGUUAAUCUACCCUGCUGUAUGGUAAGUUACUCGGGUAUUAUAUGCACCGAUACCCAGCGAGUGCACCACCGGUAUGAUACGGCACCGUACCGGUAGACUAUCGUACUCGUUUCAUAAUAUUAUGAUACCUCACCCUCUGCCGCCGGCAACCGUCAAAUCUGCCCAAACCAUCAAGCCUGCCCCCAACCAUUAUAUCUGCCCAAUCAAGAAACGAACAAAAAAAACCCCGGCAGAAACUUGGCUUCGAUAUUUCCUGAAAAUCGCAACGGGAGCUCAGGAACUACAACCCCUACUAUGCCGCCCCCGCCAGAAGUUACUGUUGCAGAGGACUCCGAUGACGACGAUUUGGAUGACCUUGAUGGUGGGUGCAUUGCUCAGUGAAACUUGUUCGGGGGUAACUGUAGCUGAUAAGUACCUAUAGAGAUACUAGACGAAUUCCAGAGCUCACCCCAGCCGGCCAGUGAACACUCGGCGAAAGCUGGCGACACAAGCGCAUCAAACGAUAAUGGCGGACCUUCUUUAGGGUCGCCCGAUGACGACUUUGCUCGUCAGUUGCAGUUGGGAAUGCAGGAUUUACUAGGCGAGAUGCAGGACUCGGUAUGGUAAACUCUACGGGCAUGGAUGACGGGAGGUUGGCAGACUGAUAAUCAGCCACAGAAAGAACUACAAGACCAAUUUGAGCACCUGGUGAAGGAACUGAACGAUGCCACCGCGGCAACUGGUCCCAAGCCUUCGGCGUCGUCCAGUUCUAGACCGUCCGUCCAAGCGGCGGUCAAUUUCCAAGACCGAAUAAAGCAGACGAUGGAUCGCAUGAAGUCUUCCGGAGCAGAGGUUGACGCUGCGGUGGCUGACUCCGAGACUGAUGACUUUCUAUCGGAAAUGUUGAAACAAAUGCAAGGGGCGGCCGGUGAAGGAGAAAGCGACGAGGACUUUUCUAAAAUGCUUUUAAACAUGAUGGAGCAGCUUACGAGUAAGGAAAUCCUCUACGAACCCAUGAAGGAAUUGAACGAGAAAUAUCCGGAAUGGCUGAGGAACAACGAGUCCAAGCAAACCGCGGAGGACCUGCAGCGGUAUCGGGAGCAGUAUGGGGUGGUCAAGGAGAUUGUGGCAAAGUUUGAGGAACCGGAGUACAGAGACGAAUCUGAUAGCGACCGAGAGUUUAUUAUUGACCGUAUGCAGAAGGUGAUUGAGCUGCCUUUGCUCUGCUCCUCGCUAUUCUUUUAUGCUGAUUCGGGAGCCGCGAUAGAUGCAAGCUGCCGGUGCGCCACCAACAGAGUUAAUGGGAGAAAUGGGACAAGGCCUGGAUAUACCUCCUGACGUCGAUUCGAAUUGUGCGGUGCAGUAAUUGACGGAUAUGUGGAAAUUCUUGCAAUAAGUUGUAUAUUAAAACGUGUUCAAUGAAAGCAUAUUUGUGGUAG
Messenger RNA from Tuber aestivum (summer truffle), 1623 nucleotides. NCBI's taxonomy places the organism in Eukaryota, Fungi, Ascomycota, Pezizomycetes, Pezizales, Tuberaceae. The record is from the annotation of a GenBank genome assembly.